Messenger RNA from Papaver somniferum (opium poppy), 1028 nucleotides. RefSeq names its product chlorophyll a-b binding protein of LHCII type 1-like. The record is from RefSeq and is a predicted model, not a curated record. Gene Ontology annotation, biological process: response to light stimulus; photosynthesis, light harvesting in photosystem I. Bases 82 to 897 code for a protein of 271 amino acids. NCBI's taxonomy places the organism in Eukaryota, Viridiplantae, Streptophyta, Magnoliopsida, Ranunculales, Papaveraceae. Gene Ontology annotation, cellular component: chloroplast envelope; plastoglobule; chloroplast thylakoid membrane. The transcript has a single exon.
AGGCCAGCAGCUUCGUCAAUCACACAACCAAAUUAACCUUCUCAUACUUCUUUCUACUGCAACUCACUACCCUUCUUCUCAAUGGCUGCUUCAACUAUGGCUCUCUCUUCUCCCUCUCUUGCUGGGAAAGCAGUGAAGCUUUCACCAGAUGUCAUUGGUGAAGGAAGGAUCACUAUGCUCUUCCAAAAGAAGACAGCACCAAAGACAGCAAAGCCAACCAAAUCUGUAUCCUCCGGCAGCCCAUGGUACGGUGCCGACCGUGUUAAGUACUUGGGUCCCUUCUCCGGUGAGUCUCCAUCAUACCUCACUGGUGAAUUCCCAGGUGAUUAUGGUUGGGAUACCGCCGGGCUUUCUGCUGACCCUGAAACCUUCUCCAAAAACCGUGAGCUAGAAGUCAUUCACUGCAGAUGGGCCAUGCUUGGAGCUCUUGGUUGUGUCUUCCCUGAAUUGCUUUCCCGUAACGGUGUUAAAUUCGGCGAAGCUGUAUGGUUCAAAGCCGGUUCGCAGAUUUUCAGCGAAGGCGGAUUGGACUACUUGGGUAACUCAAGUUUGGUUCAUGCUCAGAGUAUUCUAGCUAUCUGGGCAACACAAGUUAUCUUGAUGGGUGCAGUUGAAGGCUACCGUGUUGCUGGUGGUCCACUAGGAGAGGUUGUCGACCCACUUUACCCAGGUGGUAGUUUUGACCCUCUUGGUCUUGCUGACGAUCCAGAGGCUUUUGCUGAACUGAAGGUAAAAGAGAUCAAGAACGGGAGAUUAGCAAUGUUCUCAAUGUUUGGAUUCUUUGUUCAAGCAAUUGUGACUGGUAAGGGACCUUUGGAAAAUUUGGCCGAUCACCUUGCCGAUCCCGUUAGCAACAAUGCUUGGAAUUACGCCACUAACUUCGCACCCGGCAAGUGAAGAAAUUUUGUAUGAGAUUGUCUGAUUAGAUUAUUGAAAACUGAUGGAGAGAUGUGAAUUAUUUAGUGAGUUCGUGAUUGUUUGUAAAUUUUUUGAAAGCUAAUGAAGACUUUGUUUGUGCCAAUUGUGAA